AAUAUUAUCAAAGUAAAGGUAUUCCAAGAAAGAUAAAUGUAAAUCAAAAGACCCUUUCAACUAAUGUUGAAGAUAUCCAUCUUCACCAACUCUUUCCACAUAUAUUUAUUAAUGAUAUGGAUAUGUAUGCCGGAAAUGAUAAUAAUGUCUCAUUAGCUGAUCAAUCUUUAUCUACAAAUCAUCCUAAUACAUGUGCACAAUGUUCAAACCCAGUAUUUGGAUUUGGUCUACGUUGUUGGGGUUGUAAGUUGAGUCUUCAUUUUAGAUGUUAUAAUUCUCCCCAUGGCGGAUUUCAGGCAGAAUAUCCUUUGAACUCUGGUGUUCAUAAAUUAGCCACCCCAAGAUAUUGUGAUAUCAUUCAUAGUAAAAGAGAAUGCAUCUUUAAAGGAUGCUUUCAAGGCGAUAAUUCUGAUUCGUCAACUAUUUCAGAAAAUAUUGCUGGCCAUAAAUUCCAUCUUGUCAACCUUUUUACUUUAACAUUGUGUAUAGCUUGUCAUUUACCUUUAUGGGAAACAAAAGCUCGUUGUCAAACGUCUUCUAUGAAUGAAAGCGAUGUGCUUAUCGAGUACGAAGACCUAUGUCAAGAUUUUCGCAAAUAUUUUGACCAUAUAUUAAUUCUAGAAAAUGCUAUAUCAUUACAUACUUACGAAGAGUUGUCUAUGAUGUACACAAUUCUGCAAAUACAAGAUAAUAUUCUGCAAAAUGGUAUAUUGGCUGGUUGCCUUAUUAUAAAACAACAUAACUAUAAUCCUCUAACUUCAACAUCAGAAAAUUUUGAAAAGUUUGAACUUCAAGAAUCCAUUGAUCUAUACAAAUCAUAUCUAGAUGAUGGAAAAUUGUCUUUGUGUUCAUUGUCGGUUGAAUAUUGGGAUGCUAUCAAAAAGAAAUAUCAUCCAUGUAUGAUGUCAUGUGAAAAUUACCUUGCUCAUAUAGCUUCAGCAAUUAAGUCAUCAAAUUAUUUUGAACCUUCAGAACAAGAUUAUAUUGAUCAACAUCUAAGUGUAUACGGCACAGAAGCGAAUAUCUCAUCAUCGAAAGGUGCUUCAGAUAAUCCAGACAGAACUUUAGCUACACAUGAGUUAAUCAAAUGGAUUCAAGAAAAUAUUGGAUUCCGUAAUAGCUUUUCAACAAAAGUAAUUUUACAACAACUAGUUAAUAUUGGAUUUCUUGAGAGGAUUGACGGACAUCCAAUAUUAUUUGGCGAUGAUGAUCCUGAAAAGAAUAUAGUUGAAUGUUCGCUUCCUCUGCCAUUUGCGACAGAAUGCUCUUCAGCGGUCGAGACUCUUUUAACGGCAAUUUCUUCAUGCUUAUCAGAUGUCAAUAUAUCGAUUAAUGAGUGUGGAUUUCUUCUCAUGAUGCGACGCUGUUGGCCUGGUCCUUUCAUGUCCAAAUAUGUUUUAGAACGACUGGUUUAUUCAAUUAUUGAAUGGAUGAAUGAUGAAGAUGAGAGGUUAUUGAUAAUUGGAAAAGAAUACACUGCUGCACGAAGGUUACCUGGAAUUCGUGAUGAAAUAGAAGAUAAUCAACAGCAGAAAGGAUAUUUGCAAAAUUCUGUUGGUGGGGGUGCUUAUGUGAUAAGUCGUAGAAUGUUGAAAGAGAAAUACAUUUUGCAAUGGUUAUUUGCAGUUCAUGAAUUGAAUGAGGAACUAUUUUGUGAUAUUGUUUACAGCCAGAUAAAAAUGUUUUAUGAAAAUCAAAAUCAACAAGAAGAUAUUGAUUCAAAUAAAUUUGUAGAAAUACGGACAUUGAGUAAAGUUUUCGGCCCGGUAAAAAACACUUCUCAACGAAAAAAUAAUGUGGAUCAAAUAACUGUGGCCACAGAGAAUUUCAACGUUAAUACUAAUAUUAGCCCUAUAGACACAAUUACCCAAUUAUUUAAAAACAAUAAUGUUCAAUUAUCGCGAGCCUUGCAAUGGAUAGAAUUGAUGGUGCGUGCUGG
Molecule: messenger RNA, 1939 nt
Organism: Racocetra fulgida
Lineage: Eukaryota; Fungi; Glomeromycota; Glomeromycetes; Diversisporales; Gigasporaceae
Source: the annotation of a GenBank genome assembly